AUGAAGUUCCUUGCAAUUGCUUCUCUCCUGGCCUCGGCCAGCGCCACCAUCGUCUAUCCCUACACCAGCGCCUCCUGCGGGGGUGAUUACGUCGGCAAGAUCACCUCCUGCGGCUGUACCAAUAUGAGCCGCAACUACAAGAUCAAAGGGGUCAAACUCGACUUCCAAAAGGCCACGGCCAGCUUCUACGAGGGCAGAGAUUGCAAAGGUGUGCGUAUCUCCAAGGCCUCGGACCAGAGUUGCGUCAAGCUUCCCGUCGAUUGGGAAUCCUUUGGUUCUGUGAGCAUUCACGGGGGGACUUGCUGA
Aspergillus viridinutans is the source of this 306-nucleotide messenger RNA. Its product is annotated as putative secreted antimicrobial peptide. Lineage: Eukaryota; Fungi; Ascomycota; Eurotiomycetes; Eurotiales; Aspergillaceae. The transcript has a single exon. Gene Ontology annotation, biological process: negative regulation of growth; defense response. The record is from RefSeq and is a predicted model, not a curated record. The coding region runs from base 1 to 306 and encodes 101 amino acids.